ACCAUCUCAGAUUUCAAGCACAAACAUGCGGCUCCGGUUGAUGAUCCUUGCAGCAUUUAUGCUUCUCUUCCUGCUCAUCGAAUCCGCCUCGGCAGGCAAACGGCGGAAAAUCAUCAUUCAUGUACCGGUCAAAGUGAAACAGCAGAAGCAUGUGCAUACGGAAGUGAAAACGGUGCACCACCACCACAAGCCGACGGUGAUCAAGGAGGAAAAGAUCGUGAAACAAGAAGUGCACAAGCCCGUCGUGAUCAAGGAGGAGGUGGAACACGAGCAUUUCCAUCACCACUACAAACACGACCAUCCGACGUUCGAGGUUGACGGUCACGACUCGAACGGGCUGGGCUCGGGUUUGAUUCGCUAG
This is a messenger RNA of Anopheles nili, 361 nucleotides long. RefSeq lists its product as uncharacterized. NCBI's taxonomy places the organism in Eukaryota, Metazoa, Arthropoda, Insecta, Diptera, Culicidae. The record is from RefSeq and is a predicted model, not a curated record. The transcript has 3 exons. The coding region runs from base 26 to 361 and encodes 111 amino acids.